AUGCGACCAUCUUUCCUUCGAUACGUCUCUCUAGCACCCCUCCUGUGGAGCGCAGCAGCAUCUGCUGAGCCCGUCCGAGUGCUGGACACCGACUUCCCAGACCCCUGCCUGAUCUCCACCAACGGCAAGUACUAUGCCUUUGCGACGACGGGCAAUGGCGUCAACGUGCAAAUCGCCCAGUCGGACGACUUCGUCACCUGGGAGCGUCUGGCUGGCACUGAUGCCCUGCCGGGACCGUUUCCCUCGUGGGUGGCGUCUUCGCCGACUGUAUGGGCGCCGGACGUGAUUCAACGGCUCGAUGGCACGUACGUGAUGUACUACUCCGCCCUCUCGAGCACGGACCCGUCCAAGCACUGCUUUGGCGCCGCCACCUCGACCUCCAUCACAGGCCCUUACAAGCCCGAAGACAACUACAUCGCCUGUCCGCUGGACCAGGGCGGCGCCAUCGACCCAGACGGCUUCAUCGACGACGACGGCACCAUGUACGUCGUCUACAAGGUCGACGGGAGCAACCUGGACGGCGACGGCACGAUCCAUCCGACGCCCAUCAUGCUGCAGGCGCUGGAGCCGGACGGCAUCACUCCGACAGGGGACCCGAUCAAGCUGCUAGACCGGGACGCGUCGGACGGGAUCCUGAUUGAGGCGCCCAGUCUGGUCAGAAGCGUCGUCAGCGGGACGUACUUCCUCUCGUACUCGUCGCACUACUACGCCAGUUUGCACUACGACGUCGGCUACGCGACAGGGCCGGCUGUGAAGGGGCCCUUCACCAAGGCGCAGGCCCCGUUGCUGGUGACGGGCGACAAUACUACCAAUGCUGGUCCUCUGGGUGGACCUGGAGGAGCAGACUUUUCCGUCGACGGGACGAGGAUUGUCUUUCAUGCGUUUGAGAAUGGAAGGAAUCUUACUAAUGGCAGGGCGCUGUAUACGUCGGGGAUUGUCCUUGAGGGGGACGUCAUACGGUUGGUGUAG
This is a messenger RNA of Rasamsonia emersonii CBS 393.64, 969 nucleotides long. RefSeq names its product Endo xylanase. The transcript has 2 exons. Gene Ontology annotation, molecular function: hydrolase activity, hydrolyzing O-glycosyl compounds. The coding region runs from base 1 to 969 and encodes 322 amino acids. Gene Ontology annotation, biological process: carbohydrate metabolic process. The record is from RefSeq and is a predicted model, not a curated record. NCBI's taxonomy places the organism in Eukaryota, Fungi, Ascomycota, Eurotiomycetes, Eurotiales, Trichocomaceae.